AUGACUGAUGAAAGAAUUUCUGAAGAAUUAACCAACGGAGACCAAUUAUAUGGUAAUAAUUAUUUAACCGCAGCAAACGUGACCAAUGCUGUUGAAAACAAUGAGAAUUACAAAAAGAAAAAAUCAUCGUCGUUUGACAGAAGUUUUUCAAUAAUUUCAAAUCAUUCUAAACGUUCAAAUGGAGAAGGGAAAUCCGCUUUCGAUUCCUUAUCGACAACUUUUGGAAAUAUCUUAGGUAGACGACCUUCUCGACAAAAUAUUAUCGUUCACAAUGAUGAUACAGUUGAACAAAGUAGUCCCAAGGAAAGAUUCGCUUCCAAUGUUGCAAUUAGUCCGGAUGGUCAAUAUGUGGCUACAUUUAAUUGUAAAAUGCUCGAAUUCAAGAUUUUUAAAUGCGAUACGAGACAUUAUUUAGAUAGAAAUAAGGAAGAAACAAUCAUCGAAAAUUAUGUAAAUAUUCCAAAUUUAAAUCGUGAUACCAAUCGAGAUUCUAAAUCAUACAAAAUACAUCAAAGUAUAUUCAAGGACUAUUUGCAAGAGGGAAAUUUAAAAAAAAAAUCAAGCAAUCUUUCCACAGAGACAACGAAUCAACAAGACAAAAGUGAAUACAGAACAUUUCCUACUUGGUCAGUUGCGAUUUCAAAUCUCAUGGAACAUAAUUAUGAACUUGUGAUGUUUAUAACAAUCUCCGCUAUCGUUGAGGGUGAUAUGAUAAAAAAAGAAAACGAGGUUCCAUUACCAAAGGUCAAAUCGUCAUUACCAGAUAAUAUAGAUUAUUCCGCGGUAGAUUUUGAUAACAACACCACAAUAAAGAAUAAAAGGAUUAAUAAACCAACUUCCAGCGAGGAUAUGCAACAGAAUACCGUCGCAGAAAUCAAAAAAGGAAAAACUGCCGUGUUUCGAAUUACAUUUAACAAGUCAAAUCCUAAUUUAAUUCAGUCCCCUUGUUUAAUCUCAGAAUAUACCGACGAAAAUAUUGCUGGCAUCGUUCUAUUUGUUCAAAGCGAUCAAACUGAUCCUGAUUUUCAAGAGGAUUUGACAAGGAAUGACAUACUUAUGAGAACAAGUUGCUUGAUUAUUAAUGCUGAGGGAAUUUUUAAGAUCCCAUAUAGUCAAAGAAGUAAUGAAAUUUUGUUUAAUUACAUUGGUACACAAACUCGAGAAAAAUUUUCAUUUCCAAAAAGGUUCGAUAAAGAAUUGCAAACGUGGUAUAGAUCAAAAAAUUGUAUGGAAAGGCUUCUUUCGUGUAUUUAUUCUCAUUAUUUUCUAAUCGAACAAUACAAGGAUGGAGUCCAAACAUGUGAAUUAAUAAAUUUAGUAGCAAUGGAACAAGAACAAAUAUUUUCUAGAUAUGAAAAUUCUGGAUCUCAUAGUUUAAUAAAUUUGAAUAUCACUUCGGUUUUCGCAAUUUCAAAUAAUCGUCAACUUCUCGCAUUUUCCAAAGGUCUGAAUUCUGUCAAUAUCAAUUAUAUUGAAAAUGGUCUUGAAGUUGGCGUAAAAUCGUUUGGAACUGACUGUAAAAUUACAUUUAUAGAAUUUAUCGAUGAUGACGAAAGGAUACUAUUAGUUACUCAAGAAGAAAUUUAUGAAGAAGUUUCAGUCGAGAAAUUAUUAGAUAAAGAUAAAAAGAGUGAAAUUAAAAGCAAGAAACCCAUGGAAGUAGUAAGAAAAGUUACAAAAAUUAUAAUUUGGGACUUGUUUAGUUCGUCGGAAGAUGCAAUUCGUAUAGGACCUUGUGGUGAUUUGUUUCCCGCACGAAAAGAUUAUUAUUCACAUUUAGCCAAAGUACCGGGGCAACUUUUAAGAAUGAAAAAUGACGGAACUGUAUAUUCAAUCCUAAAUCAUGAUGAUUUCUUAUUUCAUGUAGCAGGGGAAGAGAAGGAUUUAACACAAUCUUUUGGUUGUACGUUGUUUAAAUCUGGAAAUGUAACUUGGAAACAAGCCGAACAAAUGCCGAUGCAAUAUUCAAAGCAAGAAAUGCACUCAAAAUUACAUAAAAUCUUUCGACGUCAAAAGCCAAUUAAGCAGUAUAAUAGGCCGAUCAUUGAAAAUACAGAACCAUGGGUGGAUUCUGAUAAUUAUUGUAGACAGUCAAUUUAUUUGGAUGAACAAGAGACAUUACAACUCAUUAUAGGACAUAGCACAGUACAAAUUUGGCGCAAAACAUCAAAGUUUGACAAAAAGGAUAAAAAAGUAAAGUUUGCAUCUACCUCAAGAUCAGAACCUAUCCUUGAAUAUGUUUGGACAAAUGGCAUUGCUUUGGAAUAUGAUUGUGACGAUUCAGCAUUACAUAUUCAAGAAUUAUGGAUAGGAGAUAGCGCGUUUUCACUUACCCUCGUAUGGGAUGAUGGUGAAAAGGUAGACAUGAAACAUAUUCGCUGGCCAUAUCCAGAUGGCCAAGUAUCUGCUGUGAGACAUGCGUGUGAAGCACUGGAACAUCUAAACAUUCGAAAGAGAAAGUUAAUUGAUAUAAAAAAACAAUAUCAAUAUGAGGAACUAAUUGAAGGCACAAAUCGCAUCAUUUGGAGAUUCAUUAAAAAGAGACCAGAGGUCUGGAGACUAAUGGAUAUUCGAUUUAAUGUGAUGGCUAAUUUAAUUAAUGGUGGCGCUACCUAUUUGAUUAAGUUUAUACUUUUUGGUGAAGAAUCUGAUGAAAUUAUAAAAGAUAAAAAGCAUUCGAAAAAACAUGAAGCAAAUAAAAAUAAAAACAAACUCUACAAUAAUAAAUUGACAUUACAUAUACCAAGAACAAAAAAAUGGUUGAAUGAUGAUCCAAUAUUAAAAAAAGAGUGCCAUCGUAAACCUUUUAAGAUCUUAAAGGCAUUAAUUUAUCCUUUGAUAUGUCUUUUUAAUAUAUUUACUUUUGGAUUCUAUAAACCAAAAGAUGAGCCCAAUGACAAAAAGGGCAAACAGGUAGAGGUUCAUAAUACAGACUUGGAAUGUGCAAUCGAAUAUUGCAAAGGGAAAGAAAGGAAAGAUGCAAUCAUGGUUGGAUAUCUGUUAGAAUAUUAUUCGGAAAAUUCAAUUCAUCAUUUUGGAUGGAUGAUUACAAUUUCAAAAGCUCUGCCAUUAUUAUAUAGAAACAAUUUAGAUUAUUAUGUGAAAGCAUUACUUUAUAAAGAAUGUUUCGCUGAUAUGGAAUUAGGAACCGAAUAUGACACUACUGAGAUAAUUCCUGAAGAACGAAGGCCUCGAAGAAAUAGAGCUCAAGAUUUUGUCGCAUUCAAGCCGAUUACCAAACUAACAUCUGAUCAAAAUAACAAACCAGCACUUCAAAUACUUUGGGAAUUUGCCACAAUUAAAUUACCAAGAUAUUAUACGGAUUUUAUUGAUAAUUUCGAUGUUGAUCUAGAGCCUCCACCUAUAGCUUUAAGAGUUGUUCCGUUACCAAAUUUCACAGUUGAUAAUAUUCCAAAACCAGUUGUAAAAUAUAAUUGGAAAUCAAAUUUAUUAAGAUUGUUAAAAAUUCUUAUAAUUCCUCGAGGAUAUACAAUUGGAAGAGAUGAUAAAAGAUUGUUAAGUCCAUUUGUUCAGGUAGUUAGAUAUGAAAUGGAGAAUGAUAUAUUCGAUAAUCCGGCAAUGGAAGCUAUUAUUGAUUUUAGAUGGAGGCCAGCAAGAAACUACUUUCUACAAUUAUUUGCAGCAUUUUUCGCAUAUGCUGUUUGUUUUGGAAUAAUUAGUGCAGCUUAUAUGUCAAACUAUGAAAUUACAGGAGGUUUGCAAGUACUUUUAAUACUUGUAAUGGCAUGCUUUUACUAUUUGGCAUAUUAUCUUAUAGCGGUUGAAGUUUUGCAACUAUUACAUCACGGAUGGAGAGAUUAUUUGAGUAUAAUUAAUAUGUUUGAUAUAUCCGCAGUUGUUUGUCCCGCAAUUGUCAUGUCAAUAUUUGUGGCCAGUUCUUUUGAACUUUCAGAUGGUUUCGGUAAAGUAGAAACUAGUACCGGUGUUGUUGUUGGAAUAUCUUUUACAAUGCUAUUAAUCUGGUGUGAAAUGGUAUGUAAACAAAUAAUCAUUGAAGAUGUUCUUUGA
Molecule: messenger RNA, 4029 nt
Organism: Funneliformis geosporum
Lineage: Eukaryota; Fungi; Glomeromycota; Glomeromycetes; Glomerales; Glomeraceae
Source: the annotation of a GenBank genome assembly